CUUCCUCCUCUUCGAAAUCUCCGACUACAAAAUCGAUCAAUCUCUCGGAAAAAUGAUCGUGUAUUAUCUCUCUCAAUCUCACUGCCUCCUAAUGCAUCUCUCUCUCCUCAUCACGGUUGCUGCUGCUGCGGAGUUUAGUGGAGCUGAUUGCGGCGGGAUUCAGCAAGGCGGAUCCUGCUACGAUCCACCGGAUAUAGUGAAGAUGGCUUCGUAUGUUUUCAAUAACUAUUACCUGAAGAACGGUCUCGCAGAUGAAGCUUGUAACUUUAGUAACAACGCAGCUGUUACUUCUCUCGAUCCUAGUCAAGGAACAUGCAAGUUUCCUUCAAGGGAGUAAAUGGAAGUAUCGCGGAUGCCACUUCAACGCAGGAAACAACUGCACCAGAAUCCUCAUAUUUAAACCGAGCAAGGCGGAUGUUUAGCAGCUGGUUGUUGCCCUUCGUCAUUUUAAGCCACAUUGUGACAAUAACUCAACUUUUUUAAG
Arabidopsis arenosa is the source of this 484-nucleotide messenger RNA. NCBI's taxonomy places the organism in Eukaryota, Viridiplantae, Streptophyta, Magnoliopsida, Brassicales, Brassicaceae. The record is from the annotation of a GenBank genome assembly.